GGCUCGCUGUCAGAGCACGCUGACCUCACAUGUGGCACACUGACUUUAUACCAUCUCAACCAGCUCUACAUUAGACUUCUAUCUCCUUUACUAAUUACUCUUUAGUUCAAGUGGGAAAAAAGAGAGGCAUAACUGGAAUGUAAAAAUCUGAUGACCUCAAUUUCAGAACUAUAUAUCUGGCUGUCCUCCCUCCUGAGCGAUGCCUCGUUCUUUCUUGGUGAAGCGAGGAGGGCUGCAUCACCUCCGGCACCCAGCAAGAAGCCCCAGCCCUGGAUCAACCCCAGUGACUUUUAGCCAAAUAGAAGUAAAGAAAGGGUUCUGGUAUACAUCCCUGUGGGACUCCACAGCUGAAAUAAAAUAUCACAUUGAUAAAGAGCCCAUUGCAUUGAUGCAGCAAGACCUUCAGGCUGCCAAACACAUAAAUAGAAGUGAGAUCCCUCAGGCACUCAGUCCUAAAUCUUAUGACUGUAAAUCUGCUGAGCUCUGCAGUCCACUCAAUGUUAAUACUUUAAGUACCACAGAGAAAGUCGAUUCUCAUCCUCCCAAACCAGCCAUAUGCUCCAGAACUCCUGUGAACACAGACUCUCAGGAUAAACUGUCUCUGGGACUGGGGGACUUGACUCAGCACCCACAGAUCCUGAGAGAGAUGAGGAGGCAAGACUGUCCACUCUGCAGCAAAAUAUUUUCAUGUCUGUCAAGUCUAAAGACCCAUAUACGCAGGAGUCAUGGAGGCAGAUCACUUCUGAAGUCCAGUGGGACUGAAAGGAAAAGUGCACCAUACAGGAGCAACAAGGAGAGGACGUUUGGCUGCUCAGUGUGUGGAAAAGUGUUCAAGCGCUCUUCCACCCUCUCCACCCACCUGCUCAUACAUUCAGACACCCGGCCUUACCCCUGCCAGUACUGCGGCAAGAGCUUCCACCAGAAGUCUGACAUGAAGAAACACACCUUCAUACACACUGGAGAGAAGCCCCAUGUGUGUCAGAUCUGUGGGAAGGCCUUCAGCCAGAGCUCCAACCUCAUCACCCACAGCCGCAAACACCGGGACGUACGGCCAUACUGCUGUCCUCACUGCCUCUACGGCUUCCAGCAUAAAGUGGAGCUGCGGCAGCACCAGGAACAUCACUGCAGCUACCGUUCACUGUGAUACAGCCGGGGUCAGCCAUGCUUCAUCUUCUCUGAUGAGAAGCAGAAACUUAAAGCGGCACAGGAAACCCAGUCUGCUGUCAGAGAAAGUAGAAAUCUUAAACUCAUAAGUUAA
Molecule: messenger RNA, 1258 nt
Organism: Cheilinus undulatus (humphead wrasse)
Lineage: Eukaryota; Metazoa; Chordata; Actinopteri; Labriformes; Labridae
Product: zinc finger protein Gfi-1b-like
Exons: 6
Coding region: 200-1144 (314 amino acids)
Biological process (GO): regulation of transcription by RNA polymerase II
Molecular function (GO): DNA-binding transcription factor activity, RNA polymerase II-specific; RNA polymerase II cis-regulatory region sequence-specific DNA binding
Source: RefSeq, a predicted model, not a curated record